This is a messenger RNA of Tarenaya hassleriana, 1963 nucleotides long. RefSeq lists its product as uncharacterized. Bases 581 to 1501 code for a protein of 306 amino acids. The record is from RefSeq and is a predicted model, not a curated record. Lineage: Eukaryota; Viridiplantae; Streptophyta; Magnoliopsida; Brassicales; Cleomaceae. The transcript is spliced from 8 exons.
UGUCCUAAACUUUUCUCUCAUUGGCAGAGAUGAGCUUCCUGCUCUUCUCUAUUCUAUGGCUCUCUAGAGAGAUAAGAGAAAAAAAAAGCUAAUAAAAAGCAAUUCCACAAAGAAAAAAAAAUUGGAAAAAAAAAGAAGAACAGUAUGAAUGGUAAACAAUGUUGGGUUAGUGAUUGAAAUUAAAAAAAAAGGGGGACAAAAAGGCUGCGGACAGACAAGGCGAACUCUCUUUUCCUUUGGGGGAUUCUUCCAUGGUAUAAAAUUCCUUUGAUUCUGUUUCUUUGAGAUUUGUCUUUGUCUUGCGAUUACCGUUUUUCGUUACUCGAGAGGAAUCCUGGGUUUUGGUUUUCUCUGGAUCUCCUGUAACCCAUGGUGUUUCCAUGUCCGAAAGCUCAGAUUUAGAGGGAUUUCCUUAUCUGGGUGUUCUGAUUUUCGGGAAAAGUUUCUAAAUUUUUUGUUUCCAAUCUAAGAGGAAGGCGGGUCUUUACUGGUAUUUCUGGAGGUAGGCGGUGUUUAAAUGGGGGUUUAAGCCUUAAGGUGUAUCGUGUAUGGUAGAGUUAGGGUUUCUUAGGUGACGAAAAUGGCUACUCAAUCCAACUCUGGAUUCCAAAGGGAUGGGAGUUUGAGUUCUAUGGUGAGCCGUCACGCCAUUAAUUUCCAAUCCGGAGCCGUGAACAGCACGUCUGAUAUGAUUCCGAUGGGAUCUUACUUUGAUCCAAGCAGUGGCAUCUAUACGCAAAAUUUUCCAGGGAAUUCUGGUAUGAACGUGAUCAAUGCCACUCCUUCUGGAUUGCUUCAACCUGGGAAUUCUUCAGCUUCUUCUCUACUUCUUGAUUCGGUUCCCAGCCUCAAGAUUGAUGCUUCUUUGGCCAGCGAAUGGUCUGCCGAGGAACAAUACAGAUUGGAGGAGGGCUUAGAAAAGUAUAGAGACAAGCCGAGUAUUAUGAAGUACGUAAAGAUCGCUGCUUCAUUACCAGACAAAACUGUUCGGGAUGUUGCCUUGCGGUGUAGGUGGAUGACAAGAAAGAGAAGAAAAGCCGAAGAGCUUAACGGUGGAAGGAAGAUUAGCUCUAGCAAGGACAAGCAAGUGGAUUUGUCUCCAAAUGUGAACCUACCUUCAGUUCUGCCUCAUAAUAUGGCUUCUUACCCUUUCUUAAUGCCCCGUGCAAGUUCCAAUGAACAUAACAUGUGCAAAGAUUUCAGCGGCAAUGCUAUACAUCUCUUAGAGCAGAACGUACGAGCUUUUAGUCAAAUUAGAGCUAACCUCUCCUUAUAUAAAUUACAGGAUAACCUCGAUCUGCUUUGCCGGACAAGGAACAACCUUAUCACUAUCAUCAAUGAUAUGAGUAAUAUGCAUGGCAUAAUGAGCCAGAUGCCACCAUUGCCAGUCUCAAUUAACGAGGAUCUUGCGAGUAGUGUAUUGACUAAUAUUACAACUCUGACGAUGCCAUUCAACACCAUGCCGAGUGGCAUCCAUAUGAAGCAGGAGCCUCUGGGCUGACUGGGAAGUUCUCAAUGGUUCAAAGACAGCAUUUAACGCAUCUGGUUUGUUCAUGUCUUGAGAAAUUUCCCCUUACCUGUAAAUGUCGAAGAAACCAGAAGGCAAUGUAGAAGGGGCAGCUCAUCUUUUUCAUCCACCACCUUCAACCACUGCAAAAGUUUGUAGAAAAUCUGAUUCUUUUUCUGUAACACCAAAAGGGUAUCCAUCUCGAGCCUCGAGACAGUUGAAUCCUUCAUCAGGACAUAAUAAAGAAGAAGUUGAGUUUGCGAGUUCCGAUCGUCUCUCGGCUCUAGAGGAACGGAACGAAACCCGUGUUUCCGGGCACAAGGUGAGAGAACUUGUGAUGUGUAUAGAUGAUUGAUUCUAUGGGACAAAAAAACAGGAGCAUGUCUGAAAAUCGGAUCUGUGAUCAAUGUUUUGCCUCAAUAACAGCUUUCAUCUUCUGUGUGUUCUUGUUUCAUA